ACCAACCAACAUAAUAGUGUCAUCACCACCUUUCUAUACAUACCUCCUUCCCCAAAUAUUUUUAUAAAAAAAAACCCCCAAAAAUGGCAUGUACACAUUCAUCAUCCACCGCCAUUGUUAAACCUCAAAAUUCUUCAUAUCUUAAAAAACCUUGCACAUCAUAUCCAGUACAUCACCACCCCACCACAUUCAAAUCUUGGACACCCAUUUCGAAAUCAUUUUCAGUUUCAUGCUUAAUGACCAAUAGCCAAUCAAUAGAGGUGGUCCAUGAUGAACCGGCGGUCCAUCUCCGACCGGAUUCUCUUGGCCGGUUUGGUAAAUUUGGUGGCAAAUAUGUUCCUGAGACAUUAAUGUAUGCUUUGUCUGAACUUGAGUUGGCUUUUAAUGCCCUGUCUUCUGACCAUGAUUUUCAGGAGGAGUUAAAUUCCAUACUGAAGGACUACGUUGGUAGGGAAACCCCUCUUUAUUUUGCUGAAAGACUUACAGAACAUUAUAAACGUCCAACCGGUGAAGGACCAGAAGUUUACAUGAAAAGGGAAGAUCUGAACCAUACAGGUGCACAUAAGAUCAACAAUGCGGUUGCUCAAGCUUUGCUAGCCAAGAAGUUGGGUAAAGAACGUAUCAUUGCCGAAACUGGGGCUGGGCAGCAUGGAGUUGCAACCGCCACUGUGUGUGCUCGUUUUGGGUUGCAGUGUAUUAUUUAUAUGGGUGCUCAAGAUAUGGAAAGACAGGCACUUAACGUGUUCAGAAUGAAGCUACUUGGAGCAGAGGUUAGACCAGUUCAUUCUGGCACAGCUACACUGAAGGAUGCUACAUCAGAAGCCAUAAGGGACUGGGUAACCAAUGUUGAAACAACCCAUUACAUAUUGGGUUCAGUUGCUGGGCCACAUCCCUACCCCAUGAUGGUGCGGGAAUUCCAUGCAGUGAUUGGUAAAGAAACAAGAAAACAGGCAUUGGAAAAAUGGGGCGGAAAGCCAGAUGUAUUGGUUGCUUGUGUAGGUGGUGGGUCAAAUGCCAUUGGUCUCUUUCAUGAGUUUGUCGAUGAUAAAGAUGUUAGAUUAAUCGGUGUGGAGGCUGCGGGUUUUGGACUAGACAGUGGAAAACAUGCAGCUACAUUGACCAAAGGAGAGGUCGGGGUCCUGCAUGGAGCCAUGAGCUAUUUGUUGCAGGAUGAUGACGGCCAGAUUAUUGAGCCUCACUCUAUAAGUGCGGGGUUGGACUACCCUGGAGUUGGACCGGAGCACAGCUUUCUGAAAGAUCUAGGCCGUGCGGAAUACUAUAGCAUCACUGAUGAGGAGGCAUUGGAAGCCUUUAAGAGACUGUCUAGACUAGAGGGUAUAAUCCCAGCACUGGAAACAUCGCAUGCACUGGCUUAUCUGGAGAAAUUGUGCCCGACACUACCAAAUGGAACCAAAGUUGUUGUCAAUUGCAGUGGUAGAGGAGACAAAGAUGUGCAUACUGCCAUAAAAUACUUGCAGGUUUGAUCUCAAGAACUCAACCCCUCAGAAAGUUGGAUUAUCAGGAAAAAUUAUGCUUUUGGAGACGUCUUUUGCUAUAUAAAAACUAAAAAAAGUUAUCAUAUAUACUUUCUUAGAGAAUAAAGGUUUUCUAGAAAACUUGUGAUGAGAUGGUUUUCAUUAGUGGCCUCUGAAUGAAACAUGUGAUAUCGGAAUUUGUUAGCCGUUCCUGAA
Messenger RNA from Erigeron canadensis, 1691 nucleotides. RefSeq names its product tryptophan synthase beta chain 1-like. Lineage: Eukaryota; Viridiplantae; Streptophyta; Magnoliopsida; Asterales; Asteraceae. Gene Ontology annotation, molecular function: tryptophan synthase activity. The transcript is spliced from 5 exons. The coding region runs from base 84 to 1484 and encodes 466 amino acids. The record is from RefSeq and is a predicted model, not a curated record. Gene Ontology annotation, biological process: L-tryptophan biosynthetic process. Gene Ontology annotation, cellular component: chloroplast stroma; cytoplasm.